Molecule: messenger RNA, 602 nt
Organism: Uranotaenia lowii
Lineage: Eukaryota; Metazoa; Arthropoda; Insecta; Diptera; Culicidae
Exons: 3
Coding region: 59-403 (114 amino acids)
Source: RefSeq, a predicted model, not a curated record
GCACGAAAAAAUCGGUGUGGUCUUCUCGUUUCAUCAUUCUAUCUAGCACCAGAAAAUCAUGGCAUCGAUAUUGCGGGCCACCAAAUUUGUGCGCUAUUUCGCCGGAUUCGCGCGGAACAUAGAUUUCAACACAGUCCGGGAGACGGAAGGAAGUUUUAUUCAGCAGUCGCAAUGUUCUGUGAGCGGUUAUGCUACAUCUGCCGCUAGUUCCAGUCAGGGACUAGACCGAUCUUUGAAGCGGCUGGAUGAAGAUGUAAAAUCCUCGGGAAGAAUUUCACGCCGAGAUCUGGAAGAUGUUCCGGAGGAAAUCCGUGUGUCCGUAUUAACCGUUCCGCUUCUAGCGCUCAAUCGGCGCGGAAAAUCGAUUCUACGUAACCUGCUGGAGGUGCAAUCAGUUCGCUAGCUCAUUGAACUCAAAAAGAUUGCAAAUGCACGAUGACAUUGUGUAUAUCCGGUUACGCUAUCAGGACCCCCACAGUUCAAAUCUAUGCUAUGAAUUGCUUGGAACCGGAACCUUGGGACGUUCUAUAGGGAAUGCUCAUUGAAAUAUUAAUCAGGAAGAAUCACAACAAAAUAGAGCGUAGGCAAAUUAGUUGGUAACA